UGCUACAAUUGUGGGGUGACCAAGACUCCGCUCUGGAGAAGGACUCAAGAUAGGAAACACUCUCUUUGUAAUGCUUGCGGACUUUAUUUUAAGCAAUAUAAAACCAAUCGGCCGAUUGCUGGACGCACCUCAACAGAAUCGCCCGGAAGUGUCAACAGCAAAGCUACCGCCAACGCAAACAUCGAAUGCGCUAACUGUGGACAGACUCAAACUCCACUCUGGCGUAAGGAUGCUAAAGGGCAGUCAAUUUGCAACGCUUGCGGUCUUUAUGCUCGACUCCACCAACGCGAUCGCCCUGUGACCAUGCGAAAGACAAAGAUUGCAAGGCGCAAGCGU
Lobosporangium transversale is the source of this 336-nucleotide messenger RNA. RefSeq lists its product as hypothetical. The transcript is spliced from 2 exons. The annotation marks the transcript as partial. NCBI's taxonomy places the organism in Eukaryota, Fungi, Mortierellomycota, Mortierellomycetes, Mortierellales, Mortierellaceae. The record is from RefSeq and is a predicted model, not a curated record. Gene Ontology annotation, biological process: negative regulation of transcription by RNA polymerase II; positive regulation of transcription by RNA polymerase II. Gene Ontology annotation, molecular function: RNA polymerase II cis-regulatory region sequence-specific DNA binding; zinc ion binding; DNA-binding transcription factor activity, RNA polymerase II-specific.